Molecule: messenger RNA, 1539 nt
Organism: Dracunculus medinensis (Guinea worm)
Lineage: Eukaryota; Metazoa; Nematoda; Chromadorea; Rhabditida; Dracunculidae
Source: the annotation of a GenBank genome assembly
AUGUUCUCAGAAGAUUUUAAUCGUUUUAUAUGUUUUUUAUUUAGACCAUCAAGAUUUGUUGGGGAUCUAUCAAAUCUUGAAAAUCGUUUACGUGACCAAGAGCGUUUGCGUAAAAAGAUUGAACGAGCAAGUAUUCCGCCUUUUGUGGUUCCCAUUGCUCAUCAACAAAUUGUACAUAUAACUGAUAUGACAAAAUUUGCAUGGAAAGGUUACAAAGAAUAUGCAUGGGGAUUUAAUGAACUGCGGCCAGUUUCGCAAACUAGUCAUAGCCCUUUGAUAUUUGGUAGCGGAAAGACGGGUGCAACAAUUGUCGAUGCCAUAGAUACAUUCUAUAUUAUGAAUCUAAUGGAUGAAUAUAAUGAAGCAUACAAUUGGAUUAGAGAUGAAUUUGACCUCAGAAAAACGAAUGGUGACAUAUCAGUUUUCGAAACUAAUAUACGUUUUAUUGGAGGACUUCUUGCUGCUUAUGCACUUACUAAUGAUGAAAUGUUUAAACAAAAGGCUCGUGAAGUCGCUGAUUUAAUAUUACCGGCCUUUACUACACCUACGGGCAUACCAUUUUCAGUAAUUAAUGUAAAAACUAGUGAAGCUCAUAACUGGGGAUGGGCGAGUGGCGGUUGUUCAAUUUUAUCUGAAUUUGGUUCAUUGCAGCUCGAAUUUAAUUAUCUUACUCGAAUAACGAAUAAUUCUACAUAUUCUGAUAAGGUUACUCGCAUUAGCGAAGUUCUUUCUUCUCUAGAAAAACCUGAUGGCCUUUAUCCGAAUUAUUUAAAUCCUAAAACUGGAAAAUGGGGCCAAAAACAUGUCUCGAUUGGAGCAUUGGGCGAUAGUUUUUAUGAAUAUCUUUUAAAAUCAUGGCUAAUAUCAAAUAAAUUGGAUUCAAAAUAUAAGGUGAUUUAUGAUGAUGCUAUGGAUGCUAUAAAAACGAAACUUUUAAAAUAUUCUGAACAAAGCCAUCUCGCUUAUUUUAUUGAAUUAAAAGGCAACCGUGUCGAGCACAAAAUGGAUCAUUUAGCUUGCUUCGUUGCUGGUUUGCUUGCUCUUGAGGCUUUGAACGAAAGCGAUGAACAAAAGCGUUUCAAUAUUACUACUUUGGCGGAAGAAAUCGGCAACACUUGCCAUGAAUCUUAUAUUCGUACGGGAACGAAUAUUGGGCCAGAAUCAUUUCGUUUUUCUUCCGAUGUCGAAGCCAUGGCAAUUUUUCAAAAUGAAAAGUACUAUAUUUUAAGACCUGAAGCCAUUGAAGGUUGGUUUUAUCUGUGGAGAUUGACACAUAAUCAGAAAUAUCGCGAUUGGUGUUGGGAUGCAGCUCUCUCUAUUGAAAAAUACUGCCGCACUUUGAGUGGGUAUUCUGGUAUAAAAGAUGUAUACACAACAAAGGUCGAUUUAGAUGACGUACAACAAAGUUUUCUUUUCGCUGAAACUUUUAAAUAUUUGUUCUUAGUAUUUUCUAGCGAUGAAACAAUUUCUUUAAAUAAAUGGGUUUUCAAUACCGAAGCCCAUCCAUUGCCUGUAUUCACUACAGAUUUUAAAUUAUAG